This is a messenger RNA of Etheostoma spectabile (orangethroat darter), 1753 nucleotides long. RefSeq names its product tetratricopeptide repeat domain 8 (gene ttc8). Bases 106 to 1647 code for a protein of 513 amino acids. Lineage: Eukaryota; Metazoa; Chordata; Actinopteri; Perciformes; Percidae. The transcript has 15 exons. Gene Ontology annotation, cellular component: ciliary basal body; non-motile cilium; BBSome. The record is from RefSeq and is a predicted model, not a curated record. Gene Ontology annotation, biological process: non-motile cilium assembly. Gene Ontology annotation, molecular function: protein binding.
CUUUGGUCUCGCCCAUAGACAGUUAAAGAAGGUAUCGCCAUCAUCCUAGCUUUGCUAAAUAGCUUGGUAACCGAUUCUUCCAAACAUUUUUCCUCAAAAAAAGCAAUGGAGGUGACGAUGGACCCUUUGUUUUUGGCGUGGAGCUAUUUCAGGAGGCGAAAGCUCCAACAAUGUUCUGAUAUUUGCUCAAAAAUACUACAAGACAACCCGUACGACCAGGACUCGUCGUUACCUAUCUCAGAGGCUGCAUGGAGCUUGAAAACCCGUGCUCUUACAGAGAUGGUAUACAUCGACGAAGUUGAGGUCGAUCAGGAAGGGAUUGCUGAGAUGAUGCUGGAUGAGAGCUCUAUUGCUCAAGUUGCCCGACCCGGAACAUCACUGAGGCUUCCCGGAACAAGUCAGGGUGGAGGUGCCACGCCUGCUGUCAGGCCUAUGACGCAAUCAGGGCGUCCUAUCACAGGAUUUGUGAGACCCAGCACACAGUCAGGGCGUCCUGGAACAAUGGAACAGGCCAUCAAGACCCCACGCACUGCAAGCACUGCUCGUCCUGUCACUAGCGCUUCUGGCAGAUUUAUCCGUCUGGGAACGGCUUCAAUGUUAACCAAUCCAGAAGGACCUUUCAUAAACUUGUCGAGACUAAACCUGGCCAAGUAUUCCCAAAAGCCUAAUUUAUCCAGGACACUGUUCGAGUACAUCUUCCAUCAUGAAAAUGAUGUAAAGAAUGCUUUAGAUUUGGCUGCUCAAGCUACAGAACAUGCUCAAUUCAAAGACUGGUGGUGGAAAGUUCAACUUGGAAAAUGCUACUACAGACUUGGUUUAUAUCGAGAAGCAGAAAAACAGUUUAGAUCAGCUCUCAACCACCAAGAGGUGGUAGAUACAUAUCUCUACCUUGCAAAGGUGUAUCUGCGCCUGGAUCAACCAAUAACAGCACUUAACCUUUUCAAGCAAGGCCUGGACCACUUUCCUGGUGAGGUUACUCUUCAAACAGGAAUCGCUCGCAUACAUGAGGAGAUGAACAACAUCUCAUCAGCAACAGAGUAUUACAAAGAUGUCCUGAAGCAGGACAACACUCACGUGGAGGCUAUUGCCUGUAUAGGCAGCAAUCACUUCUACACUGAUCAGCCUGAGAUCGCCCUGCGCUUCUACAGACGGCUACUCCAGAUGGGGGUGUAUAACUGCCAGCUGUACAACAACCUGGGCUUGUGCUGCUUCUACGCCCAGCAGUACGACAUGACUCUGUCCUCAUUUGAGAGGGCUCUGGCCCUGGUGGCCAAUGAUGAAGAACAGGCUGAUGUGUGGUACAACCUAGGACAUGUGGCUGUGGGCAUAGGGGACUUGACACUGGCCCACCAGUGUUUUAAAUUGGCUUUGGCUUUUAAUAAUGACCAUGCUGAGUCCUACAACAACCUUGCUGUGCUGGAGCUGCGCAAAGGUCGUAUUGAACAGUCAAAAGCCUUCCUGCAGACGGCUGCAUCACUGGCCCCCCACAUGUAUGAGCCACACUUCAAUCUCUCCAUUCUCUCUGAAAAGAUUGGAGACCUUCAAAGCAGCUUUACUGCCGCCCAAAAGUCUGAGGACUGCUUUCCGGAGCAUGUCGACACUCAACAGCUUCUCAAGCAACUUCGGCAGCACUUUGCAGUGCUGUGAGCGUCCAAGCAGCGUGCUUAGGAAGCAAGGUGUUAAAAUGUUUAAAUAAUCCAGGGUUCAAAGACAAGAGAUAUUUCACUGUUGUGGUAGCUAUCAGGCUUCAGAA